GUCAUGCUCAGCUGUUAAUCUCAUCUAUGAAAGAAAAGAAUGUUAUUUUGUUUCUUAUCUAUUAUGAUUUUUGAUUGAAGUGUCGAUUAAUUGGAUCCAAUUUGUGGUUGAUUCAGCUUUGUGGCCCUGGAGGAUACUUUCUUUUCAAGGAGGAUAUCCUUAUCAAAUCAACAUCUGGUUUCAACCAAUAUCUACUCAAUCAUCUCAGCUUUGAUUUAUACAUAUUAAUAAUAUUACUGUUUUUACAAUGGUUUUUUACAAGUUGUCCUAAAUAGGUACACAGGAGGACACCGUCGUACCAGUCAAAAAUCGGGAAGUUGCAAUUGUUUUGUAUGUUUAAUCUUUGGUACUAAUAGCUCGGAACACGUAGCAAUGGAUUGUAUUAUAAAUGUCGAAAAAGAGGUUGAUAACGUUAUUGGUAAAUUUUCCUCCGUUCAAGAUAAAACUGACCAAAUCCUUAUGGAUCUCAUAACAAAUCUACAAAAACUUCAACGAGAUCUGAUCUUUUUAAGCACAUCUAAUCAAUGUGAACUUUCUGGUAUUCAGACAGUAAUAAUUAACCAAAAUAUCGCUAAAAUUCGCGACACAAUUUCUCAAGUAGCAAUGAACCAUCGGGAAAUUCACGGGGCUGUAUCCAAAGUCGGCAAAGUUUUAGAUAAAAAUUUCAUCUCCAACUAUUCUCAUUUGACAUCAGACACAUUUAAACAGGAAGGUCUCAAUCCGUAUCUAUUAAAUCAAGCAAUCAUAGAACAUUUUCUAAGACAAGGGAUGUUGGAAAUAGGAGAGGAGCUGAUGAGAGAAGCUAAGAUAUCCGUUCCUGAAGAAAAGAAGAAUCCAUUUUCUGAGCUAAAUGACAUUUUAGCUGGUCUUAAAAAGCAUAAUGUUAAACCAGCAUUGGAAUGGAUCAAAGCUAAUAAGGAAAAGCUAGGUGAUCGUCAUACUCAACUGGAAUUCAAGUUACAUAGACUCCAAUUUAUUGAAUACUUGCGACAAGGUGUUCAUAAACAGAAGGAAAUGAUUGAGUAUGCUAGACAAAAUUUUCAAUCAUUCGCUGAUGACCAUGAGAAGGAAAUGCAGUCUCUCAUGGGUAGUCUAGUUUUUCUUAAAUCUGGUAUUGCCCAAUCGCCUUACAGCCAUUUACUCGAUCCAAUCAAUUGGAAUGAAAUCUGUGAUAUAUUUACCCGAGAUGCUUGUUCACUUCUAGGUAUGUCUGUAGAAAGCCCUUUGAGUGUGACUUUCAACGCUGGAACAAUCGCUUUACCGGCUUUAUUAAAUCUUCGCCAAGUAAUGCUUCAAAGCUCGGUUCCAAGUGUUUGGACGACAAAAGAUGAACUACCUAUUCCUAUUGAUUUAGGGAAAAAUUCUCAAUACCAUUCAAUUUUCGCUUGUCCUAUUUUACGUCAACAAAGCAAUGAUUCUAACCCACCGAUGAAAUUGAUUUGUGGUCAUGUCAUUUCUAAAGAUGCACUCAACAAAUUAACCAUUGGAAAUAAAUUGAAAUGUCCUUACUGUCCAGUAGAACAGAACCCAACAGACGCUCGACAAAUACAAUUUUAAAUUUGUUGAUUGAAGAUAGAAGAUAAUUCAACAAUUCAUCUUUUUAUUAUCCACCAAACAUUUUGUUCACUCCGUAGCUUAAUAAUUAGAUUUAAGCACCAUUUUUAUGUGAUAACAUAAUUUGUUGUUCGUUGCCUACAUCCAAUGCUUAUCUCUCCAUCAAUUCACAUCUUUAUAUACCAUCAUGAAUUGCAUUUCUCAUUUCGAGCUUAAAUACACCAAAACAUUGUUAUAAAAUCUCUGAUUUAACCAAGGUCGAUCAACGAAAUGUAAUCUAAUAACACAGCAUGGACUUUGAAUAGCUGAUAAUCCCAUCUUCAUGUCUAUCAUGUUUUUUUUUCUUUGGCUUCAUCAUUUGUUUCUCUCUCUCCUCGAAAUGUUUCACUAUCAAUUUAACCCGGUGUUUCACUUUCUAUCAUUUGAGACUUUAUUCUGUAUAAUUCACAUAUCAUUUCUUUGCAUUAUGUUGUAUAACCCUUGAAAUUGUUAGUUCUUGAGUUAAUCAAAAAAUGAAUAAGCAAUUUCACAAAUCUUCAUAAUUUUGAUCAAUUAGCAUUUAAAUUAUAACCAUUAUCGUCAAAAAAUUGUUGGCCAGGCAAUCAGCAAUAUACUGUUAUCACUUAAUCACUUUUGACUUUCAGUCCAAGUGAAAACUGUCAAUUCAAGUCAUAGAAUUGCUGUAAAAUAAAUUAUUGCAAUUGUUGUUUCAAA
Messenger RNA from Tetranychus urticae (two-spotted spider mite), 2268 nucleotides. RefSeq names its product E3 ubiquitin-protein ligase RMND5A. Gene Ontology annotation, cellular component: GID complex; cytoplasm; nucleus. The record is from RefSeq and is a predicted model, not a curated record. Lineage: Eukaryota; Metazoa; Arthropoda; Arachnida; Trombidiformes; Tetranychidae. Gene Ontology annotation, molecular function: ubiquitin protein ligase activity; protein binding. Gene Ontology annotation, biological process: proteasome-mediated ubiquitin-dependent protein catabolic process.